AUGUUGUUCUCUCGCCACGGUCUUGUGGCCCCUUCGCUUGUUGCGCUGCUUUUGACAGGAAAUGCAGUCGCUGAUGACGCAAGAACAAGAGCCCGAGAUGCGCUUCAGACCCUUCAGGGCUGGUAUAACCCCCAAAGUGGCAUUUGGGAUACAUGUGGUUGGUGGGAUGGUGCGAGCUGCAUGAAUACAAUUGCCGAUUUAGCUGCCCUUGACCCAUCAGUAAUGGAUACAGCGACAUAUGUUUUCAAUAACACAUUCAACGUGGGCCCAGUGUCCAAUCCGAAUCCCGGACCUGAGCAUAAGACUGUUUAUACUCGAGAUAACCAACCAUCAACUUCCGUGAACGCCAGCCAGUGGCUCGAUCAAGCUUACGACGAUGAUGGAUGGUGGGCCCUUGCAUGGAUUGCCGCGUACGAUGUCACUAAGGAGGGGAGGUAUCUGGAACUGGCUGAGGGAAUUUUUGAGAGCUUGGCGAACGCAUGGGGCACCAACUGUGGCGGUGGCGGUCUUCCUUGGAACCCGACCAGCACAUACGUCAAUGCGAUUACGAACGAGCUAUUUCUCUCCGUCGCGGCACACCUUGCAAAUCGAGUCCCCGAGAGAAAACAAUACUAUGUCAGCUGGGCUCAGAAGGAAUGGGACUGGUUCACGAGCCAGUCCUUCAUUGGUGAAAACGGGACCAUCAAUGAUGGCCUUUUAGACAACUGCCAGAACAACGGAGCUACCGUAUGGUCGUACAAUCAAGGAGUUGUUCUCGGCGGAUUGGUUGAAUUGAAUAGAGCGGCACCCAAUAGUGCAUACCUGCCCUCGGCCAACAAGAUUGCAAAGGCAGCCAUUGCGACAUUGGCUGACUCGAACAAUGUUAUCCAUGAAUUCUGUGAGCCGCAAUGCCUCCCAGAUGGGACACAAUUCAAGGGAAUUUUUAUUCGCAACCUACGGAUGUUGCAGGAAGCAUCUCCGCAAGAUAUUUAUCGGAAUGUGAUAGAUAGCUGUGCGAACAGCAUCUGGAAUAAUGAUCGAAAUGAAAAGGGACAGUUCGGCGUCAACUGGGCUGGUCCCAUCGUUGCAGUUGUGGAUGCAUCGACGCAUAGCUCGGCCCUCGAUGCAUUGGUCGCGGCUGUUGCUGCACUGGGUACCUAG
Messenger RNA from Penicillium samsonianum, 1140 nucleotides. RefSeq names its product putative glycosyl hydrolase. Gene Ontology annotation, biological process: carbohydrate metabolic process. The coding region runs from base 1 to 1140 and encodes 379 amino acids. The transcript has 3 exons. The record is from RefSeq and is a predicted model, not a curated record. NCBI's taxonomy places the organism in Eukaryota, Fungi, Ascomycota, Eurotiomycetes, Eurotiales, Aspergillaceae.